GGAAAAAGAUUUGGACCUGUCAUUGCCUCAAUCGUUGGACCCGUAAAUGGACCCGUCAUUGGCUCAAUCGUUGGACCUGUAAAUGGACCCGUCAUUGGCUCAAUCGUUGUACCCGUAAAUGGACCCAUCAUUAGCUCCAUCAUUGGACCCGUCAUUGGCUCCAUCAUUGGACCCGUUAAUGGACCCAUCAUUGGCUCCAUCAUUGGACCCGUUAAUGGACCCGUCGUUGGCUCUGUCGUUAGUGAAGAUGGUAAGAUGGUGGUGAAGAUGACUGAAAGAUUCUUAAAAAUUCGUGCGUUGUUGAUAAUGGGCGGAGCUGUGGCAGGUUUCUUGAUCAUCACCCGUUGGCUUCCUCACCACCCGCUAGAUGAUGAAUACAAUGUGAAGGUAAGAGAUUCCUCGAGUGGGGAGGAAACUGAAGCUUGUUAA
Messenger RNA from Procambarus clarkii (red swamp crayfish), 429 nucleotides. The record is from RefSeq and is a predicted model, not a curated record. NCBI's taxonomy places the organism in Eukaryota, Metazoa, Arthropoda, Malacostraca, Decapoda, Cambaridae.